This is a messenger RNA of Cylindrotheca closterium, 906 nucleotides long. Lineage: Eukaryota; Bacillariophyta; Bacillariophyceae; Bacillariales; Bacillariaceae. The record is from the annotation of a GenBank genome assembly.
AUGAUGAAAACUAACAACCGACCGUGUUUCCCCCAACGUCUCUUCCUUCUUCUAAAACUCGUCGAAGAGAAGGGACUAGACCACGUUGUCUCUUGGGUCAACGAUGGAUCUGCCUUUAAGGUUCACGACCUGAAGGAAUUCCAAGAUGUAUUGCUGCCCAAGUACUUUAGCACGAAGAAAUACGCUAGCUUUACCCGACAGCUGUGUGCCUAUGGAUUCUCGUGCUUGAGAACUGGACGACAGACUGGUAUUUACUCUCAUCCAGGAUUCCAUCGCAGCGACCCUGCUGGAUCCUUCCAGAUCCGACGAGAAUCGGCCAAGAAGACUGCCAAAUCGCAUGUCUCCAGACCAUCCGUCGAGACUCCAAUGCUCACCAAGCACCAAGGAAUCAUGAAGGCAGGAGUUCCGAAUGUGCAAGCUGGAAUUCCUCAAUCUACCGCCAAGACCUUUGAAUUCCCAGCUGUCUUUGGCAGCAAUGGGCGAUACACCAGUGCGGAUCACACCAAUCAGCUCAGCCAUCUUCACAAUCUCCUUUGCGCUCCCAAGACUGCUACUUCUAUUUCUCAGCCAACCGUAAACCAAACGGCACAAGCACCGGCUAUUCCACAUGCACGAAAGAUUAGCCAGUAUUCUCUGCCAGUCUUGGACUCUUCUGAUGACUCGCAAAGUGACAAUGGAGGCUACAGGACUGGAGUCUCCAUGGAUGAUUUGGAACCCAUUCCAGUCUUUAACUGGGAGAAUGCCUUGUUGCCCCAAAAGAGAGAAUUUUCGGCAUCUUUGAACGGCUUCUCCAGCAUGUUCUCCAACAACAACAACAAGUCCAACUAUGUGGAACCAACGGACGAAGAGUUGCUUGCCGGCAUGUACGAGCCACAAUCCAUUUCCACUGUGUCGACCCCCAUUUGA